Molecule: messenger RNA, 501 nt
Organism: Caenorhabditis elegans
Lineage: Eukaryota; Metazoa; Nematoda; Chromadorea; Rhabditida; Rhabditidae
Gene: azyx-1
Product: Alternative N-terminal open reading frame of ZYX-1
Exons: 4
Coding region: 1-501 (166 amino acids)
Source: RefSeq, marked reviewed
AUGAGUUACCUCUCACCACUUCCUCAUUAUCCUAGUCAAAGCUUGGGUCGUGCUCGCUCCUUCAGCACUAUUCCAGACUCGGCAUCCGCUACUGAUCUAUGGGACCCCCGCCUCCGCCUCCACCACCCCCUCUACUCCCAUCCGGAGAGAUACUACCAUCUCGCAAAUGGAAGACAGAGGAUGCACCACGACGUAACAACCAUCCCGCACCUGCGCCGCCCAAGCCGUCCCGUCCCACAGUGGACGCUUCGGCACUACAGCACGCCGCAGCACGUCUGCGUAAGACCGGCUACAACGAACCGGUUCGAGGUGACGUCGAGAAUCUAUCCGAUGGACGAUUGGACCGACCGCAUCAACAAUUGCCUGACGGAGAUCGGACGUAUCGCGCGAACCUCCAACAAUUGGCUCAGCCGAAAACCAGAGCAGAGAUUCCUUCUCCGCCCACUUAUUCCAACCAACCUCGUCCGCUCGGCGACUUUCAUCGAGACCCCAAUGCGUUAA